CGUCUGUCAGAGCUGACAAUUUUUAUGUUUUGUUAUAUUUUUUUAACCUCAAUCUAAAAAUUUUAUUCAAUUCUCUUGGUGCGCCUCCAUCAGUUAAAAUUAAAUUUCGUGUAUUAAUUUAACAAUUAGGAUAUUGUAAUGCAAAGAGCCGCGAGCAGGAUGCACUCCCGCCAUUCGUUCAUACAGCCCCAGGAAUCUGGACUCUCUGGCGACUUUGAGGAUCCACGAAAGCGGGGCAUCUUGCGGAACACCAGCUGUCAUUCGUAUCGGCAACAGCUGCGGAGCACCGAACAAACGAACAUGGUACAGGGCCUGAUGAUAGUCACGGGCAUGGCCACAGUGCUGGUGGUGCUGUGGUUCCAUAGCAUGGAGUCGUCGCCAGCCGAUGAGCUAGGCCAGGCUUCAGGCUUAUCCGGCACACUAGAGGCCCUGUGGCUCGGCGUGUCGGGCCUCCUGGGCCUGGGCAGCCACUGUGCGGGCGCCCAAGACGAAUUUCCGGUAGAUGGAUCACUGCACACUUAUCACUGCAACCAGCGUCUGGACACCAUGCGAAUGUUUCGCCAAAUUGGCAAGCAGGUGCUCAACCAGGAGCAGGCACUGGCGCGCCUGGAACGCUCCGUUAAAAGCGAAAGGCCAUUGAAAUCCGUGGCGCUGCUGGGUCCGCCCGGCGUGGGAAAAACGCUUACGGCAAUGGCAUUAAGGCAACAGUUCCCCUGGCCGGAGAAUGUGCACACCUACUCGUGGAGCACCUAUGUGCCGGAUGGCGCUCACAAGUUUAACAUGAUGCGUAACUUUGUCGAGCAGCUAUCCGACUGCGGCCAGAAUUUGCUGAUCAUUGACAAUAUGUCGCCCUGCGAUCACAGCUUUGUACCCAUCUAUAACAGGCUGCUGCAUGAGCGCGAGGGUGAUCCCACUGUGGCAGCCAACCAAACUGUGCUCGUGGUAUACAUCUUCAAUCUGGAUAUGCAAUACUAUUGGCAACAAUUUGAGCUCCUGCAGCAGCUGCCCAUGGACACAACUAUCAUUAACUAUCGCCCCUUUGAACGUGCCGACCUGUUAACCUGCCUAGAGAACGAGUUGCGCUUGGAGCAGCGUACCCUGGACGAAAACACACUCUCUUACAUAGUUGAGGAAGCACUGCUCGAUGUCGAGGAAAUGGGCUGCAAGCGUAUUCGUCAGCUCCUAAUACAAAACGGUCUUUCAGAUCAAAAGUAAGCCAAGCUCAACCAGACCAAACAAAUCCACACCACGCCAAAUCGUGUUAGUAUAUAGUUUUCGUCUAC
Drosophila montana is the source of this 1283-nucleotide messenger RNA. RefSeq lists its product as uncharacterized. The record is from RefSeq and is a predicted model, not a curated record. Bases 139 to 1215 code for a protein of 358 amino acids. NCBI's taxonomy places the organism in Eukaryota, Metazoa, Arthropoda, Insecta, Diptera, Drosophilidae. The transcript has a single exon.